GGAACAGAUCUUUCUCUGCCCAGCUCACAGGAAGCCUACUGUAGACCCAGUCUGAACAAAGCACGAGGUAGACUUAGUCACAGAGUCAUUGGACCAUCCCCCUGCGAGCCCACAAACACACCAGUCUGCGUUGUAGAAAACCCUCUCACUCAAACAGCAGCAGCAGUACUGGCAGUACGAUCAAGGCCCUUCCUUCAGUCUCCACAGGCAAACUCCGUUUUCACACCGGCUGCCUACUCCAGGCAUGGCUGACGGCUGUACCCAGUCAUGGCACUGCGACAUUACACCCUCGACUUCAACCUCUCAGCGCCAGCUGACUGUCCUUCGACUGUGCGUGGGCUGCAGUCUAUAUUUCAAGAGCAGGAAAUGACAGAGACUGUCCAUGACACUGAGGGACAUGGAUACCUUGCUACCUUCAUUGGCAAGAGUGGCAGGUUGGUUAUUCUGCGUGUGCACUCCCAAGGUCUGGUUACCGUUGAUCUGCAGUGUUGUGAAGGAGAUAACAUUGCACAAGUAGAUAAUCUUUUGAAUGCACUGGAAAAGAAGCUAAAAAGUCUCCUACAUGGAAACAUUAGGGGGGUCAAGAGGCUCCCAGCUCUGACACGAGGUGCAGCUGUUGAUCGAUACUGGCCCACAGCCGACGGCAGACUGGUGGAGUAUGACAUUGAUCGGGUUGUAUACGAUGAGGACUCUGCAUACCAGAACAUAAAGAUCUUGCACUCACAGCAGUUUGGCAAUAUCCUGAUCCUCAAUGGGGAUGUUAAUCUGGCAGAGAGUGACCUGCCCUACACCCAGGCCAUCAUGGGCAGAGGGAAAGAGAACUAUACAGGAAAGGAGGUGCUGAUCUUAGGAGGCGGUGAUGGAGGAAUCCUCGCUGAGGCCGUCAAACUCAAGCCAAAGAUGAUCACCAUGGUGGAGAUCGACCAAAUGGUGAUUGAUGGGUGCAGGACGCACAUGAGGAAGGCUUGUGGAAAUGUUCUGGACAACCUGAAGGGAGACUGUUACCAGGUGUUGGUGGAGGACUGUGUUCCGGUUCUGAAAAAGUAUGUGGAGGAAGGGAAGACGUUUGAUUAUGUCAUCAAUGACCUCACAGCAGUUCCUAUCUCCACAGCGCCAGAGGAGGACUCUACAUGGGAGUUCCUACAGCUUAUCUUGGAUCUUUCAAUCAAAGUACUGCGUCCUACUGGGAAGUACUUCACACAGGGAAACUGUGCAAAUCUGACUGAGGCACUGGCUCUCUAUGAGGAACAGCUGGGAAGGCUCUCAUGUCCUGUGGACUUUUCCAAGGAGGUGGUUUGUGUUCCCUCUUAUAUGGAACUGUGGGUUUUCUACACCGUUUGGAAGAAGUAAAGAGCUCUCAUUCAAGCCCUGCCUGCCGGAAUGUGAAAAUUGUCCCCCCCCCCCCCCCCACCCAUGAUCCGCUAUCGCACUGAGGGGCGAUAUGACCCCCCCCUCCAAAAAAAAAAAUCUCUCUACUCACAUUUUUUUUUUUUAUCCUUCUAAGUCCAACUCUCAAACUCUUUUUAGAUGUUGGUUUUAUAAUUUUAUGUCUAAACUUGCAAGAGAUUGUAUUUCUGUUAAUUGGAUAUUUUGAGUUGGGCUGUUUUUGCAUAUGUGCUCCAGGGAGAGCUGUGGGGCUGUUACCACUGGAUACACUGAAACCUACUGUAGAGGAUGACUCAGCAUUUCUAUAACUGGUCCCAGACCUGUCUGGGCUUUAGACUUCUCGGACUAUAGCCUGGUCCCAGACCUGUCUGGGCUUUAGACUUCUCUGACUAUUGUUGUCAUGCCAUACAUGUUACAUGUCUUAUACAUGUUUGAAAUGGCAACAAUACUCCUGAGGAGUUGCCUGAAGCUUUUAGAUAUCUGGGACCAGGCUAUAGUCAGAGAAGUCUAAAUCCCAGACAGGUCUGGGACCAGGUAAGUAUUGACACACUUUAUGCACCUGUCCCUCUGGGUUACUUUUCACAUUUGGGUUAUAAAAGCAGCACCAACAUACAAUAGCUUUUGGGUUCUGAUUGUGUGAUAGAAUAUGUGCUCCCCGUAGUUUCAACUGAAUGUCUGUUUGUGUGGUUGUUAAUCCUCUUCUGUUGUAACUGGCGUGAGUGUGAUUUUGAUUACAGGUGCUUGUCAAGAUGUUGAAAAGGCAGUGUGACCCUGCCCAUUGAGGCUGAAGUGUCCGAACGUGUUUUUAAAAGGGAAAAGGGUCCUCCUUUGUGGCGGUUUCUUGCUUGUAAUGAUUUAUUUUUACGUACUUUGUUUUAAAUUGGUCUAAAAUUCUGUUUGGUGCAUGUGCUGGAAAAGGAACGUUUUAUUGAAUGUAGCUUACCAUAUACACAGUGCACAUUCAUGCCUUUUGAUGAUUAUUGUGGUGCUUUGUUACAUUUAUUUAUUGGAUAUUAUUUCACCAAAUGCUGUUUUAUCCCACUGGAAAAAAAUGUAUGUUCAGCAGUGACUACCUGCUAUUAAAACGAGUUGGAGAAUAAAAUA
Messenger RNA from Oncorhynchus gorbuscha (pink salmon), 2490 nucleotides. It is a transcript of the gene sms, whose product is annotated as spermine synthase. Gene Ontology annotation, biological process: spermine biosynthetic process. NCBI's taxonomy places the organism in Eukaryota, Metazoa, Chordata, Actinopteri, Salmoniformes, Salmonidae. The coding region runs from base 268 to 1350 and encodes 360 amino acids. The record is from RefSeq and is a predicted model, not a curated record. Gene Ontology annotation, molecular function: spermine synthase activity. The transcript has 11 exons.